AUGAAGUCGCUCCUAUUUUGUCUCGUCUUUGUCCAGUUUACCCUCCAAUCAUACACGCAGAAUUAUUGUGAUCAAAGACCAAAUGGAGGAAUAUUGCUAUGCUGCAAAGGGUAUAACAGUUUGUGCUAUAGUAAAACAGGAAGUUGCUACUGUGACGAAUAUUGCCUCACAGCUAAAGAUUGCUGCCCGGAUUUUAAUCAAUGUCCCUAUCGAGGAAAUUUUACAACAGUCGCAACAUAUACACAUUCAACAACAGAAAAGUUGACUACAACGCCAGCAGAAAUUUCAAGCACAGUCGCACAGCCUACUCUAUCACUAACAGAAAAUGUGACUACAAUUACGCCAUCAGAAAUUUCAAGCACAGUCGCACAACCUAUUCUAUCACCAACAGGAAAUGUGACUACAACGCCAUCAGGUACAAAGCUGCCACAGCAAUGUACGUAUCAUCCAGGAACAAAUAUUCCGCUUUGCCCAGACGCCAUUCCCGUCGUCGACAAAAUCGUUGCGAAUCCAAACAAUGAUGGUAAAGAAAACGUUCAGUUAAAUUGUAGUUGGGUGUACAAUGGGAAUUCCUCUCUUGUCGAGUUUAAAGUACGCUGGAUUGGUGAUAAAAAUGAUCCCGAGCGCCGCAUUGAACGUGAUUUUGACGGCAUGAGUAAAAGAGAGUUUUUCUACGAUUUCGAGCUUUCUGACGGAAUGGGUGGUUUUAUUGAACAUGGGAAACAGCCCUCACCACAAUGGUAUAAAUUCAAUACGGAGGUUUACUGUGAGAUUCAAGCAAGAUAUAAAGGAACAGCUGCUAAAUGGUCAGGAUGGAAACAAAGUAACACAAUUUUUACAGGAAUUUCAGUAUUUCCACAACAUGUGACGCUGAAUGAAUGUGGCAACGACAGACAUAUUACAAUCACUUUGCGGCCUCAUCUUCCAAUUAAUGAGCGGCCCUUCAAUUUUGAGAUUCAUCCAGAAAACAAUGAAUAUGUGAACGAAAUAUGCGUGCGUGGCGAAAUAUCAAACGAGGUUCAGAAUCCGCGUUGUGAAACUCAACUAAAGACAAGUAAUUCCUUUUAUAAGCCUCUGCAUAUAAAGUUAUUAGCAUCAUGCAAGCAAUUUGUUCAAAAUGCCAAUCAACCUGAUGUGGCAACCUUCAAAUUUCACCAGCCUAUUUACAGUGCAACAAAUAAUAAAUUUUGGAUCAGUUACCAGUUUCCUACUAUUACGGUCACUGUAAAUCGGGCCAAAGACAAACAAACUUGUUACUCCGUAACAGAUCCUCAUUUUUUAACAUUUGACAAAAGACGGUAUGACUUCAUGGGAAUAGGAACCUUUAUCCUCUAUCGAAACAAAGCAUCAGACACCCAGGUUCAAACAAGACAGAAAAGCUGUGGAGGUGGAUUUGCAAGUUGUAAUUGUGCUGUUGCUAUUAAAGAGGGAUUUUUUUUUCAAAUUUUUGACAUGUGUCAAGCUGGCGAACCGUCAAAAGGGAAAACUCCCUGGUGGCAAAAUCCUCAAAAUUUAAUCACCAAGUCACGUCAGAUGGCAAAUUCUCUCAAAGACGGGUUUAGCACAACGAAAACCGCAGUUGGGAACCAAAUGCAUUACAAAACCACUCUACCCUCUGGUGUCGUUGUAACUGUCGAGAGAAGGUAUUGGGGACUGAGCACGUAUGUUAAAGCUCCAAGACCGGUUAAUGACGAACAACACAAUAUAGAUGGCUUGUGUGGGAAUUUUAAUGGAAACCCCAACGACGAUUUUGGGGGGAAAUCUGUAAACGAAUUUGGUAAUUCGAACAGGAUUGAUGACAAGGAUAGCAUAUUUCAAUAUGCCGGUGAUAUUGAAGGUGAAGAUGGAAUACACAAUGAAUGUCUGGAUGAAGAUAUAUGUAUCUGCGGGAGGGAAAAGAGCUUUUGUGGUGAUAAGGCUGCCAAGAAAUGUUUCCCUGAUGUAUUUACAGACGACAAUGGUAAUGGUCUAAGUCAGUCGACUGAGGGAUUGUGUGGGAAAGAACCGCCAAAUAAUACCCGAAGAAGAAAACGUGCUUUAUUUUCACCCGAUGACACUGUUGACGAUCAGGAUGAUAUACCGUCAUUUAAUCCGCCAAAUAUAACAAUAACUUCUCCGACAUGGCCCACGCCAAAUGGCCUCACAGAGGCAGAAGUAACCAACAUUUGCAACGAAAAAAUAAGAAACUCGAAAGGCGGGCAAAGUUGCGGGACUGUAACCGGAGUAAACCUAGACAGCGUUGUUGAAAGUUGCAUUUCGGAUAUUAAGGCGACUGAUGAUAUUUCUUGGGCAACGGACAACUUUGCAGCGAUGGAAACCAGCUGUAAAAAGAACAUUUUGACAAAUUCCUCAUAUUACAAAAACAACACCGAUGGUGAAUUUGAAGUUGCAACAGAUAUUUUUGAAUAUCUAUGUCCGAGUGAUUGUUCAAAUCAUGGGAAUUGUUCUAACGCAACGUGCAUAUGCGAUAAAGAUUAUACUGCUCCUGACUGUUCCGUAUCUUUAAAAGACAGGCCUUUUGUCUUUGAUAUUCGAAAGGCUGGAUUGUGUGAUGUGAGGAAACGACCUUGUCGAAAUGUUGGAAUUUAUGCAUUCCCACUGGUAGCAUCAGAAAAUCUGACCUGUCAUCUUAAGGAAUACAAGGUGAUUGACUCAGCAUGGACACCAAGCAAUGCUACCAUGAUUUCUCCUGGUUUACAAGUGGACUUUGCGGAAGUAAAAUGCUCACUCCCUGAGUCACCAGUCAAUCUCGGUGACUAUGACAAUGUGGGGGUUACAGCUGCUGGAUUAAGGAUCGGGAUUUCCAAUAAUCGGAUCAACAUCUCAGAAAAUUCAAUGCUAUUUAUCACGUAUGACUCUGUGUGUCAAGACUGUAAUACUAGUACUGGAUGUGAGUUUAAGAAUAAUUCCUGCCUAAUUUUUGGACAUUGUUUUGCACAAAACGAAAGCCAUCCUACUGACUGGUGUCAACAAUGUCUACCGAAUAUUUCAACAACAUCAUGGCAGGAACGACGAGAUAACCUGCGACCUAACUUUACAAAUCCAGCUGUCUUUUCAUGCAUUUCAAGGGAACAACUUCGGGUACAACUGAACGCAGUAGAUCCUGAAAAUAGGAAAUCCAUUACAAAUUUGCGCAGGAUGAAAUAUUUGGCGCACUCUUACAGAAAAUGGCUUAUUUACUUGGACGAAAAACACAACUGA
Molecule: messenger RNA, 3201 nt
Organism: Dendronephthya gigantea
Lineage: Eukaryota; Metazoa; Cnidaria; Anthozoa; Malacalcyonacea; Nephtheidae
Product: von Willebrand factor D and EGF domain-containing protein-like
Exons: 18
Coding region: 1-3201 (1066 amino acids)
Source: RefSeq, a predicted model, not a curated record